AAUGGCCGACCCUCUAGAGUUUUAGGGCGUUCCCGAUUAUGGCCCUGAAUCAAGCACCGACUCCAGCAGCUCCCCAGAACGGUCAGACUACCGGUCGUACCGCGCCGACCUAUGAGUUCUGUCGGACUGCUCAAUGGAGUCCAGAGGAUGAAGAGAGGAUAUUGGAGCCAUACAAGUACAUCACCUCCACCUCAGGCAAAGAUAUCCGCACCCGGAUGAUAAAUGCAUUCAAUCUAUGGCUUGAUGUCCCGGAAGACAAGCUAGCGGUUAUUGGCCGCGUCAUAGGCAUGCUUCACAAUGCCAGUCUCCUCAUCGAUGACGUCGAGGACGACUCCCAGCUACGCCGAGGAAGCCCUGUCGCGCAUAAAAUCUAUGGUAUCCCUCAAGUUAUUAACACAGCCAAUUACGUCUACUUCCAGGCCUUCGCGGAGCUCUCUCGCAUAAAAUCCUCGGAUCCCUCUACUGAUUUGAAUUCAAUUGUAAUUGAGGAGCUGUUAAAUCUGCAUCGAGGUCAAGGUCUGGACCUGCUAUGGAGAGACGCCUUGGAAUGCCCAUCCGAGAGAGACUAUAUCCUGAUGGUAAACAACAAGACGGGCGGCCUCUUUCAGCUGGCAAUACGUCUCAUGAUGGCAACGGCAAGGCGCAACAUUGGACUGAAUUACAUACCCUUCGUGAACGAUUUUGGGAUAUUUUUUCAGAUCAGGGACGACUUCUGUAAUUUAUGUGCUAAGGAUUAUGCGACCAACAAAGGGUACGCGGAAGACCUUACAGAAGGCAAAUUUUCAUUCCCGAUUGUCCAUGGAGUGAACUCAAACCGGAACGACCGAUCACUCUUGAGCAUCCUACAGAAGCGGACCACCAGUCCCAUUCUGAAAGAUCACGCCAUAGCUUACCUCAAGAACCGGACCCAUUCUUUCGAAUAUACCCAGCGCGUACUAUACAAACUAGAGUGUCAAGUGCGUGGAGAGUUGGAACAGCUCGGCGGCAAUCCCGGCCUAGAAGCUAUUGUUGAUUUACUUUCCCAGCCUAUUUAG
This is a messenger RNA of Gloeophyllum trabeum ATCC 11539, 1034 nucleotides long. RefSeq names its product terpenoid synthase. NCBI's taxonomy places the organism in Eukaryota, Fungi, Basidiomycota, Agaricomycetes, Gloeophyllales, Gloeophyllaceae. Gene Ontology annotation, biological process: isoprenoid biosynthetic process. The coding region runs from base 39 to 1034 and encodes 331 amino acids. Gene Ontology annotation, molecular function: prenyltransferase activity. The transcript is spliced from 9 exons. The record is from RefSeq and is a predicted model, not a curated record.